Molecule: messenger RNA, 1185 nt
Organism: Stegastes partitus (bicolor damselfish)
Lineage: Eukaryota; Metazoa; Chordata; Actinopteri; Pomacentridae
Product: cocaine- and amphetamine-regulated transcript protein-like
Exons: 3
Coding region: 723-1115 (130 amino acids)
Biological process (GO): negative regulation of appetite; cellular response to starvation; G protein-coupled receptor signaling pathway
Molecular function (GO): neuropeptide hormone activity
Source: RefSeq, a predicted model, not a curated record
CGGUGUACGAGGACGCUCAGUAGAGUACAGAGCUAGUAUUACUAGUAUUAUUGAUCUGUACUCCGAUGAACAAAACGAGUCGUAUUUCUCUAAACCUUCUAAAGUUAGACCUUUUGUGGGACUUACCCACAUUUACCCUCUGAGUCACAACAGAUGACACCAUAAGCUCAUUAGCAAAAUGUUUGCUCAGGUAACAGAUUAAGGGAGAAGUACGGUUAUUUUCUCAUAGACUUCUAUACAAUCAGACUUCUUUUUGCCACCAGAGAAGCUGCUCCCCUGCUGGCUGAUGGAGAGAAUGCAGUUUUAAUAAAUGUGUGUGUAAGCAUGAAGACAACAAUGCCAAAAAAGACAUGGUUGAGCUGUUUCCGUAAAGCUGCAGGACUUUAUGUUGCAGUGAAACAUGAGCCGCAGGGAGUAAAAAUGUGACAAUUCCUUGGACUAGUUGGGUAAUCAGUUUUUAGAAGAGAAACUUUAUGGCUGAUAUCAGCAGAUGUCUCACGAUGUCCUAUAUUUCAUCUUUUUGAAAUCCAACUCACCAUGAGAUUGAACUCGCAUUUACAAAAAGAAAAUCCUGCCGUCACGUCCUGUUUGCCGGAGCAGAGGUUGACCUCGGAGGUGAGCCGGCCGAUUGUCUCAUUAUUGGUCAUUAAAUAUUGUCUGAGUGACGUCGGAGCUGCUCACAUAUAGACCUGAACGAGCCUCAGUGUGCAGAGGGCAGGCUGAUGUCCGUUACCCAGCAUCCUUCAGCGUCUUCAGCGACUGCCGUCACCAGGUCCGAGUACCUCAGCACCAUGGUCAGAAGCAGGAUGCUGCUCCUCGGCGCUUCCUGCUGGCUGGUGGUUGUUGUGGGGAGCUGUGAGGCGGUGAAAGAGGAGCGAUCACUCGAGUUCGACGGCAUCGAGACACAAGAGGAGAAAGAGCUGAUUGAAGCUCUGCAGGAAGUUCUGGAGAAGCUGAAGAACAAACAGUUGCCGUCAUCGGAGAAGAAACUGGGCUGGCUUCCUGCUUGUGAUGCAGGUGAGCAGUGUGCGGUGCGGAAAGCUUCGAGGAUCGGGAAGCUGUGUGGAUGUCCCAGAGGAACCAUCUGUGACUUCAGCGUCCUCAAGUGUCUGUAAAACUCAAACACAAAUGUCCUGCUGUUGGAGAGCACAAAAUAAAGGCUUUUAAAGGUUUUUAAAAACUCCA